UUUGGUUUGUUCAGUUCUUAUUACAUAACUGGAACAUGCAAGAGAGAUAUUUUAUUUCGCAUGCAAGUCCUAUCUAAUCUAGACGAAUACACGCAUUUUCUUUGUCCACGACCUUCAUAUAUAAGCCUGAACUACCAUUAUAUCUCAGCUGAGGUUUUUCAAUGUCAAAACUAUAGCUCGCAAAAUAAGUUCGCACAUUGGAUUGCGAAACCCGGGUUGUGCAGUCCAGUCGGAUUUUAGAAAUGAUACGCUCAACAAGAAAAUUUUAUCAGUAAUACGUUUGACCAUCAUGUCGUCCCCUGCGAAAAAUAAUACAAGUUUCCCCCAAACCAGAAUAUUUGUCAUCUAUUGCCUCUCCACAUUGGUGUCACUUUUCUUGACCCCAGUCCUUCUAGUGGUGGCAUUUCUCAUGUGCACUGCUCGCCUCCUGAUCUCGCUUUAUUUACGAGUGAGAACCAACAACACGGUGAAAUUAGUCCAAUGCAUGGAUUCCUUCCAAAUUUUUGACCGACCCAACAAUCUGCUUGAGACUUACACCUUGCUAAUCCUGAAGGGAGCAGGAGACCUGGGCAAAAUCAAGAAGGCACUUUCCGACAAAGUGAUAAACAACGUGACGUACGAGAAGUUGAGGUGCCGUGUCGUGAAAAAGUUUGGAUUUUACUGCUGGGAAAUACUUUCACCGGAAGAGUUCCGCUUGGAAGAACAUGUGAAACUUGUGGAGAACAAUAAUCUCAGAAUCUUUCCCGGUCUUAAUAAUAACACGCUAGAGAUCAAGGAAGCUGCUUUCACCGAAAAGCAAGUUUUUGAAAAACUAAGUGAAUUUUACAGUUGUGGCAUGCAGAUUGAUAAGCCACGCUGGGAGGUUAACUUAGUGACCAAGUUUAGCUAUGAGACGGAUAAUCUGAAUGAUGAGAUUCCUCAGUACGCCGUAAUCUUUAGGGUGCAUCACUCCAUUAUGGACGGGAUCUCAAUGUACCUCCUGAUCUCACAAGCUCUCGCAGAUGUUGGGGUCGAUGUGGCGAAAUCGAUGCCCUUCAAUCCCUUAAAACCACUCCCAAUCCCACUCUAUCUCAAGUUCUGGACAUUUUUGAAGCUAUUAUUUGUCUGGCCUAAAUUGAUGUACGAGAGCGUUGGACUUCCUUCUGAAUCAAAUUGCUUUCAUGGGCCGGCAUUAAGCAACAAGAAGAUCAUCACUUGGACGAACCACUUUACGAUUGAAAGUCUGAGAAAAAUUCGAUCCUGUGGAGGUGAUGGGUCCAAGAGCAAAUGUUUUGGUACAAAUGCCGUCCUUAAUGCCGCCGUUGGGGGCGCAUUUCUCAGACUGGCUGAAAUUAAAGGGGUGCGUCCCGUCCCGAGAGAAAUUACAGGGUUGACCUCCAUUCCAAUGUUACCUUAUCCAAACUUGAAGCCGCAGAAUCGGUUUUCCGGAGCCUUUUUCCCUCUUCGUGUAGGAGGUGUGGAAAGCAGAUUGGACCGAGUUCGAGAAACUGACAGGACGUUGAAGGAAAUAACAACGUCUCCGCUUAUUUUGUUGAAUAGCCUGCUGCUCAGAUUCAUUGGAACGCUGCCUGCCGAUUGGUCACAAAACUUGACAGAUUCGAGAGAAUUCACCGUUCUGACGUCCAAUAUUCCAGGACCCAGCAUUCCAGGAUAUUUGUUUGAGGGUGAUAUAUUGAUGGACGUGGCUGGUUUUUUGCCCAUCAAGAAUAAAACAGGAUUUGCCUUCUGUUUCGUCUCAUAUUGUGGAAAAAUUCGGUUGACCAUGGUCGCGGACGCAGCAGUAGCGUCUGAACAAGAUGUGCAAAUUCUGAAGGAAGCUUUCGAAAAUGAGAUUGUAGAAUUGGAACGUGAGGCGGAAUCUCAUCAGUACCAACCUUCAAAUGUUUAAACGUUCUGACUAACUGGUUUUUAUUGAAGUCCUGUCAAGAAUAUGAAUGUCUCACAAGGCAAAAAUCUUUACGAUAUGGGUUUAAUGAUCUCAUUUCCUAGACUCUUAUUAAGAUAGAAUGACAACUAUAUGUGUAGCAGGUACUUGUUAGACCUAGGUCAUUUUAUGUCUAAAUUUAACAAUAUACUUAUUUGUAAAAGUUUGACAAAGUACAAACACUAAUAAAGCAAUACUUAUUUACAAGA
Folsomia candida is the source of this 2133-nucleotide messenger RNA. RefSeq lists its product as uncharacterized. Gene Ontology annotation, cellular component: plasma membrane. NCBI's taxonomy places the organism in Eukaryota, Metazoa, Arthropoda, Collembola, Entomobryomorpha, Isotomidae. Gene Ontology annotation, molecular function: long-chain-alcohol O-fatty-acyltransferase activity; diacylglycerol O-acyltransferase activity. Gene Ontology annotation, biological process: triglyceride biosynthetic process. The transcript has 2 exons. Bases 290 to 1888 code for a protein of 532 amino acids. The record is from RefSeq and is a predicted model, not a curated record.